AUGCUCGAGAACGGCAUGAAAGAAAGUACCACCAGGCGGGUGAUCUUCGAAGACAUCAGCUCCGAGACGUUCCGGUUGGUGCUCGAGUUCGCAUACACCAACAUGUAUCGGCUCGAGAGGCCUAUCCGUGAAUACAUUGAUCGUGGAGAAGGUGAGAGACCAAGAAGUCCACCUCCUCGCAGAGCGAGUGAAGAGAUUGAUUCUGCGGAAGUCGAUGAAACAAUACCUCCACCGCCUCCGAGAAGACGAGAGAGCUAUCGAAGUUCGAUAACUGGGGGCGUUCCGAAGAGCCAAAAUUCUGCUUAA
Messenger RNA from Cyphellophora attinorum, 306 nucleotides. RefSeq lists its product as uncharacterized. Gene Ontology annotation, molecular function: protein binding. The coding region runs from base 1 to 306 and encodes 101 amino acids. The transcript has a single exon. NCBI's taxonomy places the organism in Eukaryota, Fungi, Ascomycota, Eurotiomycetes, Chaetothyriales, Cyphellophoraceae. The record is from RefSeq and is a predicted model, not a curated record.